Messenger RNA from Sebastes umbrosus (honeycomb rockfish), 1393 nucleotides. It is a transcript of the gene aifm2, whose product is annotated as apoptosis inducing factor mitochondria associated 2. Gene Ontology annotation, biological process: apoptotic mitochondrial changes; positive regulation of apoptotic process. The transcript has 9 exons. Gene Ontology annotation, cellular component: cytoplasm; mitochondrion. Gene Ontology annotation, molecular function: flavin adenine dinucleotide binding; electron-transferring-flavoprotein dehydrogenase activity. The record is from RefSeq and is a predicted model, not a curated record. The coding region runs from base 232 to 1230 and encodes 332 amino acids. Lineage: Eukaryota; Metazoa; Chordata; Actinopteri; Perciformes; Sebastidae.
GGGGCGUUCAGAGGAGCAGGAAACAAGAAGCAGUGAGUCCAGUGAGUCUGGAGGAAAGGCUCGAGACUUUAACACCCACCAGAGAUCAAACACUUCUACCUGCAGCAGGUGAUGGGGGGUCAGGUCUCGUCAGUAGAGGGCGUCCAUGUUGUGGUUGUCGGCGGUGGAUUCGGAGGCAUCGCGGCGGCUCAGCAUCUGAAAUCCUGAGGACUCAACUUCACUCUGAUCGACAUGAGAGACGCGUUUCAUCACAACGUGGCGGCGCUCAGAGCGUCUGUGCAGCCCGGCUUCGCUCAGAGGACCUUCAUCCCGUACGCUAAGACGUUUGGAGACAGUUUUGUUCAGGGUCGAGUUCAGCGAGUCGACACCGACAGACAGACGGUCGUCCUGGAGGACGGGAGGGAGAUCCAGUACUCCCACCUCAUCCUGUGUACUGGGACUGAUGGAGCGUUCCCCGGGAAGUUCAACACCGUGGCCUCGUAUCAGACAGCCGUCCAGACGUACGAGGACUUCGUCAAGCAGGUCCAGGCUGCCGACUCGGUGUUGGUGGUCGGAGGAGGGUCGACCGGUGUGGAGAUGGCUGCUGAGAUCAAGACCGAGUUCCCAGACAAGAAGGUGGUUCUGAUCCACUCUAGAAUCGCGCUGGCCGACCCGGAGCUACGGCCCAGCGUCAGACAGCAGGCGAAGGAGGUUCUGCUGGGGAAAGGAGUGGAGCUGCUGCUGGGUCAGAAGGUGUCCAACCUGUCGGAGCUGCAGCUGAAUGUGACCCAGAAGAACACGGUGGUGACCACAGACAAAGGAACCAGUCUGACCACGGACCUGAUCAUCUGCUGCACCGGACUCAGGGUCAACUCUGCAGCCUACGCCUCCAGCUUCUCCGGCUGUCUGGCUGAUAACGGAGCUCUGAAGGUCAACGAUCACCUGCAGGUCGACGGCUUCUCCAACGUCUUCGCUGUGGGCGACUGCGCCGACGUGAAGGAGCCCAAGAUGGCGUACCACGCCGGGCUGCACGCUGCCGUCGCCGUUAGCAACAUCGUCAACCGUCUGAGCGGGAAGGAGCUGACCUCAUAUCACACAGGUAACGUCACCAUGUUGCUGGCGAUGGGCCGUGAUGACGGCGUCGGUCAGUAUAACGGCUGGCAGUUGCCCCGUUGCCUCGUUACCCUGGGGAAGAGUAGAGAUCUGUUGCUGUGGAAGAGCUGGAGGGAGAUGCAGCAGCAGCAACCCUGAAACACACGCUCAGCUUUGUAGACUUGUGAGGACGUCACUGAUUACAUGAAGUCUGUGACGUCAGCACACAGACUUGAUAGCGACAUGAGGACCGUUUCGCUGGUUCAGAGUUACUGUCAUGAUCUCAGAUGUCUGCUGGUGAAUAUAAAAUGCUUAAAUACAA